AUGUCGGAUCCGCUCUCCAUCGCUGGAACGGCCGUUGGUAUCACAUCACUUGGCAUACAAGUCUGCCAAGGCCUUAUCAAGUACCUACGAGCCGUAAGAGGCCGAAAGGAAGAGAUGAGAGAUGGUGUCCGCGAAGUUGAGCAAGUUGUGUCACUUCUUUACAGCCUGAACAACACGCUAUCCAAUGUCAGCCUUAGGAAUGGGACAUAUUCUCUUCGAACGUGCAUCCAAAACUGUUAUACGAAGCUUGAAGAACUUCAAAAGCUUCUGGACGAGCUAUGUAAGACUCAGUCAUCGAACAAAGCCAUGAAAAAAGCAGCCGAGGUCAGACGCGCUGUUUCGUAUCCUUUUCAACAAGAGAAGCUGAGUGCGAUCCGGGAAUCCUUACGAUCUGUUCUUGGGGAUCUUGAUUUAAUCGUUUCAGUCACAUCACUGGAUUCUAACGCUAUUGUCAACGACACUGUGAACGAUAUAUCACAGAACCUCAAAGAUCACAUCAAGACUCACAAUGAUAAUUCAGCAGAUCUACAAACUCAGAUGUACCGUAACUCUAUUGAGCUUCAGUCUCUGCAAAUAGCCGUAUCAGAAACACUCAGCAACAUACAGGAGCAGCUCCUCCAGACAAAGUUAUCUAUCCACGAUCUGGGUCAACAGAUUGAUGGGAAGCUGACCAUUGUCGAGGCUGGCUUUGGAGUUUCAAUCGGCCUUAAUAUCAAGCAUGGGUUUGCAAAUCAAUAG
Fusarium poae is the source of this 738-nucleotide messenger RNA. RefSeq lists its product as uncharacterized. The coding region runs from base 1 to 738 and encodes 245 amino acids. The record is from RefSeq and is a predicted model, not a curated record. The transcript is spliced from 4 exons. NCBI's taxonomy places the organism in Eukaryota, Fungi, Ascomycota, Sordariomycetes, Hypocreales, Nectriaceae.